GUCAGUUUAAUUUAUUGUCAAGAUGAGAAUAGAAUGGGUGACAUGGCUGUUAUUGCAGUCGCUACUUUGUGUGCACUGCCAUUUCCAAAGGAUUUGGGGUCAGAAUGGACCGCUCUAUGAGUCUACAAAGCAGCUUAUUGCCAUGCAAAGCUCCCGAGCUGCCAGGAUAUGGAACGACACCCAACAGGCGAUCUACGAGCGAUCCGGGAUUCUUCAGGUGGCCAAGGACAUACUGGAUGACCAGCAGCGAAAGGUGAGUGCCCGGCUGGAGCGAUUCUUCGGCAGUGAGUACAGCGAUGAGUGGCGUGCCUGCUCCAAGAAACACGAGCUCCAGGUGGCCCACUUCAAUCGGGAGCUGGUGGACAAGUACAGCAUCUGCCGGAACUCCCUGGACCACAUCAUGGGCCAUUUCCAGGAGGAAAUCGUGCAUGAAGCCGAUUUCCUAAGCAAGGCUUCGCUGGAGAUCGGUGGAGUAUCGAAAACCUGCCAAACUUGGCAACUGAAGCAGCCAGGACUUAAUCACGCCGGAGUCUUGCUCUGCACUGUGUCCGGAAUUGGGGGAAUCAAUCAGCGGAUGUCCGGCAGUCUGGAGCUAUGCGACGACAUUCUCCUGGAAAUGACGCAGGAGGAUCUGGACACACCAAGUUGCCUUUUCUACCAUCAUCUGAGGAUGGAGUUCGACGAGGUCUUUACUCAGAUUGAGUCGUGUGCCGUGAACUAAGUCCAGAAAAUAUAGUAAAACGCAA
Molecule: messenger RNA, 746 nt
Organism: Drosophila elegans
Lineage: Eukaryota; Metazoa; Arthropoda; Insecta; Diptera; Drosophilidae
Exons: 2
Coding region: 23-721 (232 amino acids)
Source: RefSeq, a predicted model, not a curated record